UUUUUAUCGUGUUUGAAGAUCGCUGCCGCCUGCUCGUACCUCGUAUCAGGGGCCACCUUGAGUUACUGCGCGGUGAGGCGCUGCCUCCCACGGUCCAUGGACCACCGGGCGGCGGAUAUCCAGCCCAUACCUGACCGUACCUCGUAGCCUGUAGGGCAUUCUAAUUUUGCAACAAGUUCCACUUUAUCUCUGAAAAGCUGAGGACCUGGCUUGUUUGAUGGUGACGUGGGAUCGUAUAAAUAUGAAAGAUCAACGAUAUUUUAGUCCUCACGACUUUCGUUAAUUUCCAACUACCUACUUUCUGACUUUCCUUGAUUCCAAUCGGCAUACCGAUCAUUCUUUUCCGAUGGCGUACAAAUAUUACGAGUACAACCCCUCAGAAGGCGCUGCAAUCCCUUUCGCCGCCCUCUUCGCCCUGUCAACGGCCAUCCACAUCUGGCAAGCGAUCCGCGCCCGGACAUGGUACCUCAUACCCUUUAUCAUCGGCGGUCUCUUCGAGGCAAUCGGCUACCUCUGUAGAUUCAUCAGCGCGCGAGAAACCCCCGACUGGACCCUCCAGCCGUAUAUCGGGCAGACCCUGCUCAUCCUCCUCGGCCCCUCGCUCUUCGCGGCGUCGGUAUACAUGCUUCUCGGCCGCAUCAUUCGAACCCUGAAUGCGGGCUCUCUAUCGCCUAUCCGGCCGACGUGGCUCACCAAGAUCUUCGUCGUGGGCGAUGUUAUUUCAUUCUUGAUGCAGAGCGGAGGCGGCGGCAUGAUGGCCGGCGCAAAAGACGCCGACAAGGCCAAAAUGGGCCAGAACAUGAUCCUGGGCGGCCUCUUCGUGCAGAUCCUCUUCUUCAGCCUCUUCAUCGUCGUCAGCAUACUCUUCCACCGCCGCAUGCUCUCAACCCCUCUGCACUGCACGGGUGGAACCAGCAUCCCCUGGAACAAGUACAUGAAGAUCCUGUACCUCGUCAGCGUCCUGAUUAUGAUCCGCUCGGUGUAUCGCGUUGCGGAAUAUGUGGAGGGCAAGGAAGGGGAGCUCAUGAGUAAGGAGGUCUAUAUCUAUGUGCUGGAUGCGGCGCUCAUGCUGGCGGUUUGUGUUGCGUUUAAUGUGUGGCAUCCUGGGAAUGUUGUGGGGAGGGACGUUGAGUAUAAGCAGGCGGAGGAUUUGGAGAUGUUGUCUGGACGGCCCGAGGGGAGGUUUUAGGGGGCUCUUGAGGUGUUUCUUUGAGUUGUUUGUGGAUAGAGAAUGGGCGGGUUAAAUAGAAAUACAGUCUAGAUUGUCUUCCUGUCCGAUGAUCAAUUCAGAUUUGGACUUGAGUAUGAGUAGGCAUGGGUACUAUUGAGAGAGGACA
Molecule: messenger RNA, 1337 nt
Organism: Aspergillus calidoustus
Lineage: Eukaryota; Fungi; Ascomycota; Eurotiomycetes; Eurotiales; Aspergillaceae
Source: the annotation of a GenBank genome assembly